AUGAAAUCGCCGUGGAUCCUCGGUGGGUCCGCCGUGGGUCACACUCCAUCCACCUGUGUUACCUCAUUUUUGUCAGCCUAAUUGAUUUUCCUAGGUUUACAAAGCUGGAGAAUGGUAUCGUUUAACAGUCGAACUCGAAUUCACGCGAAACUACGGCUUCUACAUUCUCCAAUUAUACGUCCCUACAUACAUCAGCCUCUUUAUUUCCUGGAUUGCAUUUUGUAUUGAUACAAAAGCCCUACCAGCUCGAAUUGUUCUUGGAGUCAACUCAUUAAUGUCAUUAACAUUCCAAUUCGGUAAUAUAAUUCGAUCACUUCCACCAGUUUCAUAUGUCAAAGCGAUUGAUUUAUGGAUGUGCACAUGUGUUGGUUUCAUUUUUGCCUCAUUAUUAGAGCUCGCUUUUGUUGCUUAUCAGGUAACAAAAAUGGGAUGGGUUGUUUACAUUCAUAAUUUGUCAGCAACUAUGUAUUUGAACUUUGAACUCUACUUGAUUUUGAUCAGGAAUUGAAAUGUUCACAAUUCCGGUUAAAUUAUGAAUGUAAAAACUGGCGCGAAAAUUUGAAUUUUUAAAAGUUUCUUUGAAAAGCGGCGUCGCGGUCGGGAAGCAAAGGGGAAAAUUGAUCAUUGACCGCGACGCAUAGCCGCACGCGACUGAUGAAGUAAUGUUUUUCAUUAACUGAUUUGUACGCCAUCCACAUUUUCAACUUCGCCAAUAACGUCUAAAAUUAUGACUGUAAAAUGAGCCCGCGAAAAUUUGAAAUUUUCAGGACAAAAAACUCUCCCUAAAAUCCGGCAAAUCCAACGCAGCAAUCCGUGCAAUCGUAAACUUCAUGAAAUCCUACCAACCCUACCAAGAUCCAGAAAUAAUCGAAGAAGACCGCAAAACAUCUCAAAACACUUCUUGUUUUUCCGAUUCUCGAAGUGAUUUGAAAGGUUUGGACACUCAAGACUUGGAAGAAGAGAUUGCAGAAUAUUCGAAAAUCGCGUAUGCCAAGAAGAAAUUUCGAUUAAUGGAUUUUGGAUCGCGUGUUGAUCGCCUCUCUUUCAUUCUUUUUCCAUUGGUAAGCAACAAAAUCAAAUGAUGAUUGUGAUAUCAAAAAAACAAAUACUUUGAACUUUUUCAUUUCGGAGAAAUGCGUGGGGUAAAUAAUUUGCCUUUUAUCAGGUCAAAUCAUAAAUAGUUAAUUAUUCAUUAUCAUCAAAAAAUGAACGUGAGAAAUAUGAUUUAUGAAUUUUUAUCAGGUAGAAUUUAAGUCAGCCAUAGGUUCUCAGAGUCUUUUAAAAAUUACACGAUCAUUUGCAAAAAUUCCCGAAAAAAGCCGGCCCAAAACGAUAUUUUUUACAAAACACUCUAUGAUCAGAUGUUUUCUCAAAACAAUCCAAUUUCUAUGGAUUUCUAAGCCCUGGGACCUUCUAAAGCGUGAUCUACGUGAAAAAUUAGCCCAGAAUCUUAUUCGAACAUCCUUCUAGCUCAUUUUCGUUCUUGAGAUGGCUCGGCUGGUGAGAGGUUUGAAUAUGGAGUGAAGAGUCGCGGGUUUGAUCCCGGGGCAGAACGAUUUUUUUUGUUUUUGUAGUGUUUUUUCCAGAGUUUCGCAAUGUUCAAUGUUGUCUACUGGACUUAUUAUCUUCAAGACAUUCGAACUUCUGAUUCCUGGAUUCUUGCAUAA
Caenorhabditis angaria is the source of this 1667-nucleotide messenger RNA. The record is from the annotation of a GenBank genome assembly. NCBI's taxonomy places the organism in Eukaryota, Metazoa, Nematoda, Chromadorea, Rhabditida, Rhabditidae.